CGAAGAAUAGCCUCAAAAUUAAGCUUCUCCAAUUCUCUCUCCCUCUCUCUCUCUCUUGAUGGUGCAUCCAGAAACACCACAACCACUACAUUCUGAUAGGGAGAAAUUCCUUAUCUUGCGUUGCUUUAGCAAUCCCAUCACUGAAACAGAACCCUUUGGAGUUUGCCAAACCGCAUCCCAUUGCCUUUUUAUACAAACCCACCCCAUCAAGAACUCAAAGACGAAAAGAAGACGAGGUGGGGAGAGAAGUCAGGGGCCAACUUCCACAGUUCUACUUCUGGGUGAUCUCUUCCCUACCCCUUUCUGGUCCCUCUUCUCAUUGGCUCCUCGCUCCCUCUCUCUCUCUCUCUCUCUCUCUCUCUCUCUCUCUCUAUAUAUAUAUAUAUAUAUAUAGGGCCCUCCUAUUUUAUAUUUUUUGAUGGGAAGAUGAUGAACAGAGCCAACUCUGGUGAGGCCUACGUCCCUUCAGUGAUGUCCUUCGUUGGGCUGGAAGGCAGCAGCCAAAAGCAGCAACCUUGGGACUGGGACACCACCACCAUCCACCACCACCCAAUCGCCACCGCCAUUCCGGCCGCCGCCUCCACCACCUCCCUCGCCCUCCAGAACCACCAUCCCUUCUUCCCCAACUCCUCCUUCCUGGAUUGCCCGCCCUCCCUCCUCCCUGUCGACAGUUUCUCCUUCUACUCCCCGCCCGUCGUCGACUACCCUGCGGCGGACUCGGCGGCCCACGUCAAGCGGGAGGACUACGGCGGCGCCACCGCGGCCGUCGCCGCCCCUGGUGCUGGUAGAAUUGGGCUGAAUUUGGGCCACCGGACCUACUUCUCGUCUGGAGAUGCGCUCGCCAUCGACCGGCUCUUCGCCCGGUCCCGAGAGGUGUACUCGCUGAGCCACCAGCCGCCGCGGUGCCAGGCCGAGGGCUGCAAGGCUGACCUCUCCGGCGCCAAGCACUACCACCGCCGCCACAAGGUCUGCGAGUUCCACUCCAAGGCCACCGUCGUCAUCACCGGCGGCCUCCAGCAGCGCUUCUGCCAGCAAUGCAGCAGGUUUCAUGUGCUGGCCGAGUUUGAUGCGGCCAAGAGGAGCUGCAGGAAGCGCCUGUCUGACCACAACCGCAGGAGGAGGAAGCCUCAACUCCCAGCAGGAAACGCAGACUCCUCAGCCCCCAGGAAUCCAACCCCCAAUUCCAUGGAGAAGAGCAAACAGAUAUCAAAGGCCCCGAGAGACAAUUCAACUGGGAAGUCCACAGCUGCCAUAUGUAAGACCAGUACAAGCUUGGAGGGGCAGCUGGAGUACUCAAACAAAACGACCCCGUUGAGAAAUGGGCCAGAUUUAUCUCUGGGAGGGGUUGGACAAGUGGAGAAAGGAGGUAUGGGGUCUUCUAAUUCUAUGUACGAAAGCCAAGGACAGUUUGUAGCCAUGGCAGAGGAGAAGGUUUCGCAGCAGCAGCAGCUGCUCUCUUUCUCACCUUCAGCAUCCAGUGGGACCUUCUUCCACCACCAUAACCUCUUCUCCUCCAGUUCUAAUGAGGCCUCCCCGUCUGCAGGGGGGGGCUCAGACCACACCACCAGCCACCACCACCAGAACGACCUCCUCCACCCGGGGCAGGCCAUGUUUGAAGCGGACUUCAUGUGAGGAUGGAUGAGAGCCAUGGCAGGUCCUCCAGAGAGGGAUUGUAUAUAUCAGUCUCUCUUUUUCUGCUCUUCUUUCCUUCUUACCCUUUCAGUGCGAAUAAUGUUUUUCUUUUCAGAAUUAACUAGCAGUGGUGCAGAAGGGUAUUCAGGACUUAUAUAUGUACCUUUCAAGAGAUUUUAAGUUGCGUUCCCUUCUUGGCUGCAUU
Messenger RNA from Phoenix dactylifera (date palm), 1837 nucleotides. RefSeq lists its product as uncharacterized. Gene Ontology annotation, molecular function: DNA binding. NCBI's taxonomy places the organism in Eukaryota, Viridiplantae, Streptophyta, Magnoliopsida, Arecales, Arecaceae. Gene Ontology annotation, cellular component: nucleus. The record is from RefSeq and is a predicted model, not a curated record.